Polistes canadensis is the source of this 469-nucleotide messenger RNA. RefSeq lists its product as uncharacterized. Gene Ontology annotation, molecular function: chitin binding. The record is from RefSeq and is a predicted model, not a curated record. Lineage: Eukaryota; Metazoa; Arthropoda; Insecta; Hymenoptera; Vespidae. Bases 59 to 361 code for a protein of 100 amino acids. The transcript is spliced from 3 exons. Gene Ontology annotation, cellular component: extracellular region.
AGUACAAUUGUUAUUUGAGACCCCAUCAUCAAAAGAUACAGCAAUAGCAACCAUAACAAUGAAACUACUUGCAUUUCUAUGCAUUUUAUUAUUCGCUAUAGCGACCUACGCUUCACCACCAUUGGGAAUACCCGAAGAAAAUCUUUCUGAACAAUGCAAGACCCCUAAAUGUCCACAAAAUAAUGGCAAGGAAACAAUUAAUUUGCCUUAUCCAUUGGAUUGUUUGUUAUAUAUUUCUUGCGGUGCUGAACGACGAAUUGAAACUUGUCCCGACAAUUUAGUCUUCAACAAGAAAACUGGAUUCUGCGACACCCGCGAGAAUGCUCAAUGCGUACCAUGCUGGCAAUUAUCAUCACCGUAAUGUUUCGACACGAUAAUCUUUUUUCUUUCACGGAUUUAUUGUAAUUGAUAAAUUUUGAAUGGAUCGAAUAUAAGAAAAAAAAGUCUAAAUAAAAUUGUUAUCAUAUUU